AUGAAAUUGCCGGUCCGCAAAUGUUAUCAUGCGGCAAAAAUAGGUUUCUUUUUAAUAUUUGUUGUGACAAUUUUGACUUUAUUUGAACAUUGGCGAGGCGGGAAACGUAGUACAAGCGCCCAAACAUACGACCCAGAAGAGGGAUAUGAAAAAGAGAUUUUAGAAGACGAGGCUAAAAUAAUUCCUGGCUUGGGUGAAGGUGGUGCUGCAGCUCAUUUGUUUGGAGCAGCGAAACGUCUCGGUGAAGAAUCCGAGAAAAAACUCGCUAUUAACGUAUACUUAAGUGAUCGAAUAGCAUAUAAUAGAACUCUAAAAGAUCAUAGAAAUCCCGCAUGUCAAAGAGUAGUGUAUGAUGCAGAAUUGCCAUCAGCAUCAGUUAUUCUAAUCUUUCACAAUGAACCAUAUUCAGUGGUUGUGAGAACUAUAUGGAGUGUUCUCAACAGUGCUAGGAGAGACCAGCCUUGGUAUAGAAAAGCAAAUUUUGUUGAUAGAGAAACAGGAAGGACAAUGAAACUCGGGUAUCCCAACCAAGACCCAAAUUCCCAAUUUGUGUAUCUAAAGGAAAUAAUCUUAGUUGACGACAAUUCAACUUUACCAGAGUUGAAAGGCAAGCUCAGUCACUAUGUGCGUUCGAGAUUGCCCCCGGACCUUAUACGGAUUUUGAGGUUGCCUGAUCGCGUGGGCCUCACCCGAGCCCGUCUAGCCGGCGCGCGAUACGCGACAGGCGACGUACUAAUAUUCUUAGACGCCCAUUGCGAAGCUCAACAGGACUGGUUGAGACCGCUCUUACAACGCAUUAAGGACUCUAACCACUCUGUCGUGGUCCCCAUCAUUGACGUCAUCGAGGCGUCUAACUUCUACUACAGCGUCCAAGAUUCAGUCACAUUUCAGGUG
This is a messenger RNA of Brenthis ino (lesser marbled fritillary), 894 nucleotides long. Lineage: Eukaryota; Metazoa; Arthropoda; Insecta; Lepidoptera; Nymphalidae. The record is from the annotation of a GenBank genome assembly.